This is a messenger RNA of Astyanax mexicanus (Mexican tetra), 5519 nucleotides long. RefSeq names its product protein tyrosine phosphatase receptor type C (gene ptprc). The transcript has 40 exons. The record is from RefSeq and is a predicted model, not a curated record. The coding region runs from base 194 to 4393 and encodes 1399 amino acids. Gene Ontology annotation, biological process: protein dephosphorylation; negative regulation of protein kinase activity; positive regulation of peptidyl-tyrosine phosphorylation. Gene Ontology annotation, molecular function: protein tyrosine phosphatase activity; protein binding. Lineage: Eukaryota; Metazoa; Chordata; Actinopteri; Characiformes; Acestrorhamphidae.
GCUGAAAAUACAACUUCCUGUUAAGAGGCCCUCAGCGCAUUGCUGAAGGUGUAAGCGGUCUUGUCAGUGCUCGGUCUUUCAAACUUACAGCAAGCUUGAGGACACUGGGGGGGUAAAACUUUACGGACUGUACCCUUUGGACAAACAAGAAAACGACUUAUGGUGUCUUAGAGGAGACGCUUAUACCCCGGUAAUGGCGACGUUUCCUGGACUAAGGCUCUUACUCUUGGUCCUGGCAGGAUUGGCACUAUGUAUGAUAUCAACAGCAGUUGAUCCUACCAAACAACCGACACCCCUUGACUCCACCGCAAAAGGUCCAUCCACUCUCACCAUCCCAUCUCAAACCCCCACAUCUUCAAACACAGAUCAGAAAAAAGAUGGAAGUUCAUCAAUCAGUUCAUCCACUUCUACCACGCAAUCACCCAAACCUGCAAGCAGUGCAACUGAGCAAAAAGACACAAAGUCCUCUGACUCUGCAGUCACUGUGUCCAAGAUCACAACCUCACCCCCACUCUCUUCAUCCACAUCCAACAAACCAGACACAAAGUCCUCUGACUCUGCAGUCACUGUGUCCAAGAUCACAACCUCACCCCCACUCUCUUCAUCCACAUCCAACAAACCAGGCACAAAGUCCUCUGACUCUGCAGUCACUGUGUCAAAGACCACAGCCUCACCCUCACUCUCUCCAUCCACAUCCAGCAAAACAGACACUGUGUCAAAGACCACAGCCUCACCCUCACUCUCUCCAUCCACAUCCAGCAAAACAGGCACAGGCACAAACUCUACAAACACUGUGUCCAUGAACACAGCCUCAUCCUCACUCACUUUACCCACAUCCACCACAACAGAAAAUCUGCCUAAUGGAACAAAAACAGAUCAUUCAUGUACCUACACAGUCGAAGAAAGAGAAAAAAAUAGCUCAAUUGCAUUUGAAGUGAAGAUUACAUCAAAUUCCAGUCGCACAAAUUACACUGUUGAGUACACGGACACCUUACAGAAUCACACAAAUACCACAUGGUCAGGGGAUAAACCGAGUCUACCGAUAAAAUUUAAAGAUUUGAAGCCUUCCCGCAACUACACUGUCCAUGUCCCUAACUGCACGUCCACUGAAAACACAUGGUUUCAAGGAGAACUGACUGAGGAGGAUAUAAAGGUUAAUCUGACGGGUACUGAUCAGAAGAAGGUGUGCUUUGAGACUAAAUGGAAUUUCACAAAACAGUGUAUUAAUGUAACAGAAGAUAACGCAUGCAAGAUCCAAACAAUCUUUAAAGAGGUAAACUACACUGGAGUGAAUAUUACUUUGCCCCCAGAAAAGCUUAAUAUCACUUUUGAGAAAUGGAUACCCACCAAAUUUACAUGGGUCAAGAAGCCUGCGAAUUGUGAGAAUAUAAGUAUAGCUUGUUCUUCCACUGGUGGCUCACCCUUCACAGUAACACCAGGACAGAAAAAGGAUCUUGUACCAUCCAGUCACUAUAACUGCACUGGGACUUACCAUUAUAAGCCAUGUGUUUACUGUGAGACAGUUAACAUUAGCACACAUCUCCCGGUGAACAUCAAAUGUGAUGUGAGAAAAGCCAUUGUCCUGACACCAAGUAAUAAAAGCAUACUUGCAUCUUGGGAUCUAAGUCAGAGAAAUUGCUCCAAGCUAAACGUUAAUGCCGAAGUUACAUGCAAGGCCAAGAAGUCAGAAGGGAAAUGCAAUUUGAGUACAAAUAAGCGUUGUAAUGUGACAUCCUUGGAUUACUUUACCGAUUACACUUGCCAAUGUAACGACCCUGAUGGUUACAACUUCUGCGAAAACAAUAACAAGGCCAAAACUCUGUCUGGACCACCUGGGAAGCCUACGAAAGUGCUUGUGGUAAUCAAGUCCAAUAAUAUUAUUGAAGUGUCAUGUGACAAUAAGGAAUGGCAUGGGAACAAUAAUCUAUUUUAUGCAAAACUCGAUCCUGAACAUGAAUGGACGAAACUCGAACCCAGAACUAAAUGUUCCUUUUCUUUUAAAAAUCUCUACUACCUAACUACAUAUCAGUUGAAGGUCUAUGCUGAAAAUGAUGGAAUCCCCAGUGACCACUUUACUCACUCAUAUAGGACUGAAUACAAUUCCGGAGCUGUUUUAGGAUUUCUGGGGUUCCUUAUCGUUGUCACAUCUAUUGCACUCAUGUUUGUCCUGUACAAAAUCUACCUUCUGAAGAGGGACAAGUCAAGGGAUGACCGUGAAAUGGAUGACCUUCUUCCUCAAACUACUCUGCUGCCAGUUGAACCCAUCGCCGCUGAUGCUCUGGUUGAGGCCUAUAGGAAGAAGAUAGCUGAUGAGGGACGUCUGUUCAUGGAAGAAUUUCAGAGCAUUCCACGGAUUUUCUCUAAUUACACUGUGAAAGAGGCCAAGAAAGCAGACAACCAGCCUAAGAACCGCUAUGUUGACAUCCUUCCCUAUGACUAUAAUCGUGUUCAACUCUCUAAUGGAGGCAGACAUGACUACAUUAACGCCAGUUUUAUUGAGGGUUACAAGGAGUCCAACAAAUAUAUCGCAGCCCAAGGACCUAAAGAAGAGACUGUUGGAGAUUUCUGGAGAAUGAUCUGGGAGCAGCAGUCCUCUAUUAUCGUCAUGGUUACCCGUUGUGAGGAAGGAAACAAGACCAAAUGCGCUCAGUACUGGCCAUCACUGGACAGAGAAACCGAGAUUUUUGACGACUAUGUUGUGAAGAUCAAGGGAGAGGAGAACUGCCCGGAUUACAUUAUUCGCCGAUUGAGCCUGAUGAAUAGGAAAGAGAAGUCAGCAGAGCGAGAUGUCACUCAUAUUCAGUUUACGAGCUGGCCUGACCACGGUGUACCUGGAGAACCUGGUCUGCUCCUCAAGCUGCGGCGAAGAGUCAACUCCUUCAAGAACUUCUUCAGUGGACCAAUCGUCAUUCACUGCAGUGCUGGAGUUGGACGCACUGGUACCUACAUCGGCAUUGAUGCCAUGAUAGAGAGCCUGGAGGCAGAGGGCCGUAUGGACAUUUACGGAUACGUGGUCAAACUUCGGCGUCAAAGAUGCCUCAUGGUUCAAGUGGAGGCCCAGUAUGUUCUGAUCCACACGGCACUGAUUGAAUAUAAUCAGUUUGGUGAGACAGAAAUUCCACUGUCUGAUUUCCACUCCACGGUCAACACCCUUAAACAGAAGGACGGCAGUGACCCCAGUUUGAUGGAGAUGGAAUUUCAGAAAACACCAAAGUUUAAAAACUGGAGGUCAUCCAACACAGCGCUCAGCGAGGAGAAUAAGAAGAAAAAUCGGUCUUCUGUUGUACCAUAUGACUUCAAUAGAGUCCCGAUUAGACUGGAGGAAGACGAUGGCCGUGGAAGUGAUGCCGAUGAUGAGGAUGAGUAUUCUUCAGAUGAAGAGGAUGAAAUGCCCACCAAAUACAUCAAUGCCUCAUUUUUGGAUGGAUACUGGUGUCCAAGAAGUCUCAUUGCUGCACAGGGACCUCUCUCAGACACAGUUGAAGAUUUCCUCCAGAUGUUGCUUCAGCAGCGAGCUAGAACUGUGGUGAUGCUCUCUGAUUGCACAGAGAAUGGGCAGGAGUUCUGCUCUCAGUACUGGAAUGAUGAGAAGAAGGAGUUUGGCGAGAUGUCAGUGGAAGUCAAAGAGACUGAAACUUUCCCUACAUACAUCAGACGAAGCCUAGAAAUACAGCAUACGAAGAGGAAAGAAAGCCACACAGUACAGCAGUACCACUUCCUGAAAUGGGCGGGAAAUGAGCUUCCUGCAAACCCUCACGACUUGAUUGACAUGCUGAAGACCAUCAGACAGACUGGCGGCUAUAAAAACAGCAGAGAGAACAGGGGAACGCCCAUUGUAUUUCACUGCAACGAUGGUUCCUCACGUUCUGGAGUUGCCUGCGCUCUGUGGAACCUUCUGGACAGUGCAGACACAGAGAAACUAGUGGACAUCUUCCAGGUGGCCAAAGGCCUGCGCAAGGAGAGGCCAGGGAUGAUCACAAGCCCUGAGCAGUACCAGUUCCUCUACGCAGCUCUGGAGGCGGCGUUCCCAGUGCAGAAUGGCGAGGUGAAGAAGGAGACGGCCUCUCCUGACACUGUGCAGAUCAUCAACGAAGAGACGGCACUGAUCAGUGCUGCCACUGAAGACCAAGAGGGGGCAGCAAGCAGCCAGCCAGCACAACAGCAGGCAGAUGCAGGGGUCAGUGGUGCUAGUGUAGCCAAUGGAGACACUGGGGCCAAUAAGGAUACUGGGGCAAACAAGGAUACUGAGGCAAAUAAGGAAACUGAGGCAAACAAGGAUACUGAGGCAAAAAAGGAUACUGGGGCUAAUGAGGCAAGUGAGUCUAGCGAGCAGACAGAGAAACCUCCCAGUGAAAAUGCCACCAACGGUCCUACUGUUACUGUAGAAGUCUAAACUGUGCAAAUCACACUUAUUCAUAUCAUACUCAUCAAAUUACAGUUUCAAAACAAAACAAGGCUGUAAAUGUGUGUGUAAAAUUAAAUGUAAAAUGGAAAUUCCUGAUUUUUUUAUGUUUUACAUAAUGAAAUUGUGUGCUUGUAAAUAUAACAUUACAGGUCAUUCAUGUGAAAUGCUCUGUUUUAGAGAAGACUAAACACAUUUUUCACCAAGACAGUGAUUAAAACUAAUCCAAAGCAUUCCAUUCUUCUAAACAUCACAAUAAUGCACAAUGAUAAUUUUGAAAUAUGCUUUAAUUUCGUAAUUUCGCUUUAAAUACAGACAUUUUACACCACAUUUAAAUCACCAAAUUUAAAUCCUCCUAAUCACAUUUAUAUUUUCUUUCAUCAGUAUGUUCAUUAUUAUCUGUCAGUUACAUUGUAUAAACAUUAGGGAGUGAACAAGUCUGAGAACAAACUGAUAAUCAUUUUUUGGAGACACAAGGAUCUCUUGGCCAUAUAAAUGCAUUGCAUUUCACUUAUUCUACUUUAAGCCUUUUACAAUUGUAUUCAUAUUCUUUACUUUACAUUUAUGUGUGCAGAGCCAGUACACAGAGGAGUGCGGUAAACAAAAAAAUGACAGCUGAACCCAUUCAUUCUACUGUUGAUAUGGUUUACUUACUUCUCAACCUGAAUUUCUCUGAAUUUAAGAUUCCGCUUUUUUCAUAAACAUAAGGAACAGAGUUGCUGUUUUAUAGUAUCCUCAACAAAUAUUUUAGUCCACUUGCUUUCAGCGUGAACCAGCUGUGUGUGUAAAAAUGUGCUUCAUUUUUUGAUUCUCUCAGUUUUUAAACGUUUAAAUCUGUGUGAAUGUAAUGUAAAUUUAGAGUUUGCUUAUAUUCAUUGUAAUAUUUCGUAACCAAAUUUAAGUUAUAAAGUGCAAAAUGAUGGAAUGUAUUUUAGAGCCGAUUUCGAUUACUAAAGACAGCAAUUACUUUGCACUACAUUGUUGUCUUGAAACAUUCAAACUAUAUUUUCUACAGUUAUAAAAGGACUUGAUGCAUCAUUUGUAUUGCUCUAUAAUAGACUUAUUUAGCUAUGUAAAAGUGAAAACCUGUCAAAAUAAAAUGCUGGAUUUUAAACCA